Sorghum bicolor (sorghum) is the source of this 5047-nucleotide messenger RNA. Its product is annotated as DNA repair endonuclease UVH1. Gene Ontology annotation, cellular component: nucleotide-excision repair factor 1 complex. Gene Ontology annotation, molecular function: single-stranded DNA endonuclease activity; single-stranded DNA binding; damaged DNA binding. Gene Ontology annotation, biological process: nucleotide-excision repair involved in interstrand cross-link repair; double-strand break repair via homologous recombination; resolution of meiotic recombination intermediates. Lineage: Eukaryota; Viridiplantae; Streptophyta; Magnoliopsida; Poales; Poaceae. The transcript has 12 exons. The coding region runs from base 1750 to 4848 and encodes 1032 amino acids. The record is from RefSeq and is a predicted model, not a curated record.
GUCCUGAAGCAAGCGCAGCAGCAAUGCCAGCUCUUCCCGCUUUCCCCCUCACCCGCCGCCCAUCCGACGCCAGACGCCGCGGUCGCCUCGUCCUUUCCCUCGUCGUCCUCGUCGCCGUCUCCGCCGCCGCAGCCCUCGCCUACCUCUCUUUCCCCUCUGCUGGGCGGACAUCGCCCCCGGCAGCGUUCUCGGCGGUCCGGGCGGAGGCCGACUGCUGCAGGGGUAUGGAGGGCCUCGAGCUCUGGGGCCCGGCGGUCAAGUGGGGCUCAGACCACCGCCUGCCCUCCGCCGCUGCCUGCUGCGCUGCCUGCAAGGCCAUGUGCCCUCACCCCGAGGACGGGGCCUGCCGCUGCGACUCGUGGGUCUUCUGCGGUGACGAGCGCAAAUGCAAGGACAGGUUCGGGGAGUGCUGGCUGAAGAAACAGAAGGAUGUGAUGGCUCCUGCUGUUAUUGCAAGGGGGGAGGACGUCAUGUGGACUUCUGGUCUAAUCUUUGGAAAAGGAGAGGGAAUUGUGGGGCUUGAAACAAAUCUAGGGACACUUCAUAUUCAAGUGAGUGCCCUUUGUCCCCAUUGGAUCUGAACGAAAGCUGAUAUUGUCUGUGUUUCAGCAGAAAUACAGUUUAUAGGGCUGUCUAACUGGAAAUAUCCCAUAACCGGAGCUGAUAUACAUUCCUUUUGGUACUUGUUAUACACCCAGUUGCUGCCUGGUUGCACGCCCCGUUCUGUGGACUACUUCAUCGAGCUUCUGGGCUUGCGCAACUUUGUGAGAUGCAGAUUUUAUCGUGCAGAAGGACGUGGGAAUGUCUGGGAUGCAAAAGGCGACCAUAAAAAAAAUGCUGCAUUUGGUCCCCCAUAUGCAUUGCUUCAAGGAACACUGGAAGUUGAUGGUGUGCCCUUCAAGGAGAUACCAAGAGAAGCAUGUGCGGCGGUGAAAAGAGGGUCCGUUGCCUGGGUAGGGUCAGGGCCAGAGUUCCUGAUCAGCUUAGCCGACCACGAGGAGUGGAGGGACGCCUACACCGUGUUCGGGAAUGUGCUUCCCAAGGACAUGGCGAUCGCUGAGGAGAUGGCACUGCUGCCGACAAGCACAGACGUGUGGAGCAAUGUGACGGUGAAGGUGCUCAAAGAUCCUGUCUACUUCAAGGUGAAGAGAAGCAGCAAUGCUAGCGCUGUCUAGGUGGAGCAAUAUAAUAUUUUUUUUGAGGGGAAUAUAAUAUAUAAUAAUUUUUUAAGGGAGAAUAAUAUAAUAAGGGCUUGCUUGGUUUUCUUGAGUAAAAUUUAGUUACUAGAACUAUUUUAGCUAUUCUUAGGUGAUUAGAGAGACUAAACUAUUUUAAUUUUUUUAGUCAGUGUGUUUGAAAGUUUAGAAAAAUAAUUAAAAUCUAGUUGGCUAAAAUUUAACAAGUGAACCCGAAUAGGCCCUAAGGCUCCGUUUGGUUUUAGUUGGUAAAAUUUAACUUUCGUCACAUCAAAUAUUUGGACACAUGCAUGAAGUACUAAAUAUAGACUAUUUAUAAAAUUAAAAAUAUAGUUAGAGAGCAAUUUGUGAGACAGAUCUUUUGAGUCUAAUUAGUCUAUAAUUGGACACUAAUUAUUAAAUAAAAUAAAAAAGCUAUAGUAUCUGUUAAUAUUUAAUACCUUCAAUUAAAGUUUAAUAACACCUUUAACCAAACACCCUGAAUACGUUGUGGUGAAUUUCUUAUUGUCGUCUGGGCUCUGGACUGCCUACGGUAGUCGUGGGCCGACUUAAGAUGUGGCCUACGGCCCGCUUGAGCACAAGCCCAGUAACCCUAUCAUCGCCUGACUCGCCGGGGAAGAAGAAGGCGAAGGCCGUCGGGUUCUCGCAGGCGGCGGCGGCGGCGGCGGCGGCGAUGCUUGCUUUCGAGGAGCAGGUGGUGGCGGACCUGGUGGAGGAUCCGAACGGAGGUCUGGUGGUGCUCUCCUCGGGCCUCCCUCUGGCCUCCCUCGCCGCUACCCUCCUCCUCUAUCUCCACCAGGCCCCCGGCGACGCGGCGGGGGGAGGAUGUCUCCUCGUCCUCUCCGCCCCCGAUUCCCUCAAGGCCCGGAUCCGCCGCCGCCUCCAAGAAAAGAUGCAGGUUCACGACGUGCCUCCUGACCUCCAAGCGCAGCAGCGCGCCUCCCUCUACGCCUCGGGCGCUGCUCUCUUCCUCUCCCCCCGCGCCCUCGCCGCCGACCUCCUCACCUCCCGCCUCCUCCCCUCCCGCGUCCGGGCCCUACUCCUCCUCUCCGCCCACCGCUCCACCGAUACCUCCUCCGACGCCUUCAUCGCCCGCCUCCUCCGCCAGCGCAAUCUUGUCCCCGUCUACGCCUUCUCCGACUGCCCUCAUGCCAUGGUCGCCGGUUUCUCCAAGGCCGAGCGCACCAUGAAGAGCCUCUACGUCCGCCGCCUCCACCUCUGGCCCCGCUUCCACGUUCUCGCCGCGGCCGACCUGGAACGCGCCCCGCCUGACGUCGUAGACGUUCGCGUGCCCAUGACGCCGCCCAUGAGGGGGAUCCAGGCUGCCGUCCUCGCUACCAUGGACGCUUGCCUCAAGGAGCUUAGGCGCACCAACAAGGUGGAUGUCGAGGACCUCACCGUCGACAAGGGCCUCUUCAAGUCUUUCGAUGAGAUCGUCCGGAGGCAGCUCGACCCCAUCUGGCAUACUCUUGGGAAGAAGACAAAGCAGCUUGUGGCUGACCUCAGGACGCUACGCAAACUGCUUGAUUACCUCGUCAGGUACGAUGCUGUUACAUACUUGAAGUACCUUGACACAUUGAGAGUGUCAGAAGGUGUGCGAUCAGUUUGGAUACUUGCUGACUCAAGCCAUAAGAUAUUUGAGCUUGCAAAAAGGCGCGUUUACCAGGCAGUGAGAACAGAUGGUGCUAAGGUUAGCAUGGAUAAUAAGGGCACACCAACAAAGAAGAGGAAAGUGGCACAUAAUACUACCAAGAAAGGAAAAGAAACCGAAAAUGAAGACUCCACAGUAGGUAGGGACAACACUCAGAAGGUUAAUACUGAUGUGGGCAUUGUAUUGGAAGAGGUUCUGGAGGAGGCACCGAAAUGGAAAGUGUUAUGGGAAUUGUUGCAAGAGAUAGCAGAAGAACAGAUGAAGAGCGAUGCCGGGAAUGUGCAUGAUGAAGACAAAAGUGAUGAACAUGGCAUAGUUUUGGUAACAUGUAAAGAUGAGCGCACGUGCUUGCAGCUGCAGGAAUGCAUAUUAAAAGGCCCCUGUCAGGUUAUGCGAGAAGAGUGGGAGAAGUAUUUGAUUGGGAAAGCUGAGCUGCAUGGAUUGAAUAAGAAGAACAAGAGAAAAUCUGAGCAACCAAAAGGGGUUGGUGUUCUGGAUGGUGAAGUUCAAAUGGGAUCUAGUGAGAGUGUGGGUCCGGUUAGCAUUAGCAAACUCGAAACUAAUGCCUUAUUUGCUGCUGCCUGUGAAUUAAGAAAUAUAUCAAAUGAAGCAGAUGUCAAUGGUGGCUCAAAUAGCAGCUGCAGCACGAAGGGGCUAGCAAGGGGAAAAGCAAAAGGGAAACCAAAGAAAACCACUGCAAAGAGACAAGCCAGCAAUCGAAAAAAUAAAAGUAAGGGGGGAAAUGACAUUAGGCAAGCUACCGAUCUGGAUUCUGAAGUUCAAUCAGGCAAAACAGAUGAACAGGCUGAGAUUGAUGCUUCUAAGGUGUCCGCAUAUGAUGCUUCCGUGUCAGCCUCUACUUCUAAUGAUAAAUUUAACCAUUCAUCUGCUCUCAGAAACUCGGCAAACGGCAAGCCACUACCUCCUGUGCAGUUUCAUGCUCUAGACAGUGACCAGCACGUGCUUGAUGUAUGGAAGCCAUCUGUUAUUAUUGUUUAUCAUCCAGAUAUUACCUUUGUAAGAGAAAUUGAAGUAUACAAGGCAGAAAACUCAUCAAAGAAGUUAAAAGUUUACUUCCUUUUUUAUGAAGAUUCCACUGAGGUGCAAAAAUUUGAGUCCAGCAUUCGACGGGAAAAUGAAGCAUUUGAAUCUUUGAUCAGACAGAAGUCCCUGAUGAUGAUACCUGUUGAUCAGGAUGGCCAUUGCAUUGGACCAACUGUUGCAAAUGAACCAGAACCUCUUUUAUGUCAGAACUCAAUCACAAGAAAGGCAGGUGGUAAAAAGGCACCUGAGAAGGAGAUGCAGGUUAUUGUAGACAUGAGAGAGUUCAUGAGCAGCCUUCCGAAUGUAUUACAUCAGAAAGGUAUCCGAAUAGUACCGGUCACCCUUGAAGUUGGUGACUAUGUUCUCUCUCCUUCGAUCUGUGUUGAGCGGAAAAGUAUCGCAGACUUGUUCCAAAGCUUUGCUUCUGGUCGUCUGUACAAUCAGGUUGAGACAAUGGCACGUUACUACAAGAUCCCGGUUCUCCUCAUCGAGUUCUCACAAGAUAAGAGCUUUUCCUUUCAGUCUGCAAAUGAGAUCGGGGAUGACGUCUCUCCGACCAACAUUAUCUCAAAGCUUUCGCUGCUAGUGCUUCAUUUUCCUCGGCUUCGCAUAAUCUGGUCACGCAGCUUGCAUGCUACAGCAGAAAUAUUUAUGUCACUGAAAACAAACCAGGAUGAACCUGAUGAGAAAAAGGCAACAAGAGUUGGCGUGCCCUCUGAGGAUGGAAUCGUGGAGGAUGAUGUGAGGUCUGAAAAUUACAACACACCAGCCAUUGAGUUCUUAAGAAGGCUUCCUGGGGUGACGGAUUCCAACUACCGAGCAAUCAUGGAUGGAUGCAAUAGCUUGGCCGACCUGGCCCUGCUUCCGGUGGAAAGGUUGGGGGAGCUAAUGGGCGGUCAGAAGGCUGCACGGACGCUCAAGGAGUUUCUGGAUGCCAAGUGCCCAACCAUGCUGUAGCCAACAAGUGAUGCUUCAGGAGUCAAAGGGUGCUGUUUGUAUUGUGUUCGUUCGAUAGGGAUACUUCAGUUGCUGUAACUUGUAAACAAAACAGAUGUUGUACACUACCAAUGCCAAGCAUGUUGUUGUCUGGAAUUUAAUACACAAUCUGUGUAUGGUAUAAGGGGGUGUUUGGUUGGGGGUAUUAAAGUUUAACCAA